AUGGGCUCUCUCUCGGUGCCAGAGGCGUCCCUCGCGGCGAUCCAAGACCAGAACACAAAGACCAUCUCUGUGGGCCAACGUCCAACUCCAAUCCCUCUCGGCACCCAAGUGCUCGUCAAACUACACUACUCAGGGGUCUGCGCAACAGACCUCCACCUGGCUCGCGGUACCAUACCAUACCUACAGCCCAAGGUCUCAGUAGGGGGUCAUGAGGGCACAGGGGUAAUUGCCAGCCUCGGUCCCGAGGUAGACACCGCGGAAUGGAGCAUUGGCGACCCGGUGGCAGUUCGAUGGGUGCAUAUUGUCUGCGGCAAGUGCGAAGUCUGCACGACUGGCUAUGAGAACCUGUGUGCAAGUCGCAAACUAGCGGGCAAGGAUAUUGAGGGCUCCUUUGCCGAGUACGCUAUUGCAGACAGCUCAUAUAUGGUCCGCCUCCCGGCUGGGGUGAGCGACGCUGAUGCCGCACCGAUCCUAUGCGCCGGUGUCACAGUCUACAAAGCACUGAAGAUUGCCAACCUCCGCAAGGGCUCGUGGGUUGCUGUUUCGGGCGCUGGAGGCGGCUUGGGUCAUCUGGCUAUCCAAUACGCACGCGCCAAAGGGCUCAAGGUCGUGGCCCUGGACGCUAGGAAAAGAGAUCUCUGCCUGAGCCUGGGUGCGGAGGUUUAUAUUGACGUAUUAGAGACAAAGGAUUGCGUAUCCAAUGUCAUUGAAGCCACGGGCGGCGGCACUCACGGCGCACUCAUCUGCGCCUCGUCGGCCCAGGCUUAUGCCGAUGCCAUCAAAUUUCUGAGGCGGGCUGGUACCCUCGUUUGUAUCGGCUUGCCCCCAAAGUCUACGCCGCUCCCCUUGGGGCCCGAGGACUUCGUCGGUAGAGGCAUCAAGGUUAUGGGUACAUCUACUGGAGAUCGGCAGGACACACUCGAGGCCCUUGCUUUUGUAGCCAAGGGCCAAGUGAAGCCGCAGCUAAUUGAAAAGAGACUGGCAGAUAUUGAGGACAUCCUGAAGGAGAUCGAGGAUGGGACUGCGCUGGGCAAAACUGUCAUCAAGAUAGUCUAA
Penicillium lagena is the source of this 1056-nucleotide messenger RNA. Its product is annotated as zinc-dependent alcohol dehydrogenase. The record is from RefSeq and is a predicted model, not a curated record. NCBI's taxonomy places the organism in Eukaryota, Fungi, Ascomycota, Eurotiomycetes, Eurotiales, Aspergillaceae. The transcript has a single exon. The coding region runs from base 1 to 1056 and encodes 351 amino acids. Gene Ontology annotation, molecular function: zinc ion binding; oxidoreductase activity.